This is a messenger RNA of Thamnophis sirtalis, 6999 nucleotides long. The record is from RefSeq and is a predicted model, not a curated record. NCBI's taxonomy places the organism in Eukaryota, Metazoa, Chordata, Lepidosauria, Squamata, Natricidae.
GGCGGCGGCGGCGGCGGCUGCGGGGCCGGGAAGAGCGUGAGCGAAAGCGGCUGCGCUGCUUCUCUCGGGCAUGGAGGAGUCCCGCGCGGGGGUGGGCCAAGCAAUCACCUCCCUUUGCUUUCCCUGAAGAACCGGGCGACGAGCUGAGAACCAUGGCGGGCAUUAUCAAAAAGCAGAUCCUCAAGCACCUUUCCAGGUUCACCAAAAAUCUAUCACCUGAUAAAAUCAACUUGAGCACAUUGAAAGGUGAAGGUCAGCUAACCAAUAUAGAGCUUGAUGAAGAAGUACUUCAGAAUAUGCUAGAUCUUCCCACUUGGCUUGCCAUCAACAAAGUAUUUUGUAAUAAAGCUUCUAUUAGGAUACCAUGGACAAAAUUGAAAACACAUCCAAUCUGUUUGUCAUUGGAUAAAGUAAUAAUGGAAAUGAGUACAUGUGAUGAACCCCGUGCCCCUAAUGGACCAUCACCUAUAGCAACUGCAUCAGGACAAAGCGAAUAUGGUUUUGCUGAGAAAGUUGUAGAAGGCAUAUCUGUUUCUGUAAACUCCAUUAUAAUCAGAAUUGGAGCAAAAGCUUUUAAUGCUUCAUUUGAACUUUCUCAGUUGAGAAUAUAUAGCGUGAAUGCAAAGUGGGAACACGAUGAUCUAAGAUUUACUCGAUUACAACUAUCACGUGGAGAGGUAUUGACAUUUAAAGAAAUCAACUGGCAGAUGAUCAGAAUAGAAGCCGAUGCAAUCCAAAGCUCUCAGCAUGAAAUCAUGAGUGCUCCAGUUCGUCUGAUUACCAACCAGUCUAAAAUUAGAAUCAUACUUAAAAGAAGGUUAAAAGAUUGCAAUGUGGUGGCAUCCAAACUAAUUUUAAUACUGGAUGAUUUAUUGUGGGUUUUGACUGAUUCCCAGUUGAAAGCUAUGGUACAAUAUGCUAAAUCUCUUAGUGAAGCAAUAGAGAAAUCAGCUGAACAGAGAAAAAGCCUUGCUUCUGAACCUAUGCAGAGUUCCAUGUCAGCAUACAAUUCUCAGGAGAUGAAAACUCAACAGUCUUCAGCAGCUUCUGAUCAAAAUGAUGCAAUUGAAAGACUAUUCAAUGAUUUUGAUGUUAAGGAAACAUCUUAUCAUCUAGAAAUUUCUCAUUUGGAUCUGCAUAUCUGUGAUGAUAUUUACACCAAGGAAAAGGAUGCAAACAGGCGUGUUUCAGGAGGUGCUAUGCAGCUGUCCUUUAGUCAGUUAACUAUAGACUACUAUCCAUUUCACAAAGCAGAUGAGAGCUGCAGCCAUUGGAUGCAUUACAGUGAUGCUACAAAAACCAGAAGUGAAUGGGCAGAAGAACUGCUGCAAGAGUUCAAAGGAAAUGUUGAAUUGCUUAAGCAGGCUGUGAGGGAUCACAAAUUAGAUUCUCCACUUAAAUCUCCAUUCCAGGACUCUCCACAGCAUAUACAGAUAGGCAAGGAUCAAAUGUCAAAAGGAAUUUCUAAGACUUUUGUGUCAUCACAGCAGCCAAAGGAGAAAUUGAUGUCUAGCCCAGUGGUAGUUAGACUUGCCGAUGUCAAUUUUUAUCAGGUCUCUACAGCAGACCAGUGUCGCCGUUCUCCUAAAACUCUUAUUUCUUGCAAUAAAAAAUCUCUCUAUCUCCCACAAGAAAUGCCAGCCAUUCAUAUUGAAUUCACUGAAUACUACUAUCCAGAUGGCAAAGACUUUCCUAUUCCAAAUGCAAACUUGUAUAUUCAACUAAAUGCACUACAGUUCACUUUGGACGAGAGAAGUAUUCUUUGGAUAAAUCAAUUUGUAUUGGAUAUGAAACAGAGUCUCAGUCAGUUUAUGGCCAUGUACAAGUUAAAUGACAAUUCAAAAUCAGAAGAACAUGUUGAUGUUCGAGUUGAUGGAUUAAUGAUAAAGCUCAUCAUUCCUUCUGAAAGGAAGCAAAAACAUAAAGAUGAUCCAUAUGCAAUUUCCAUUCAAAGUUCUGAAAUGAUUGCUACAAAUUCUAGACAUUCAGCAAACUGUAGACACUCUGAUUUGGAAGCAGCAUUCCAAAACUUCAAAGACUCUACAUUCUUCAGUAGAACUUUCACAGAAUUUCCCAAAUCUUCUGACAAUUUUAAUCUUUUACAUCCCAUUUUUCAAAGACAUGCUCAUGAACAAGAUACAAAACUGCGUGACAUCUAUAAAGGUAUUAUUACUCCUCAAAUGAAUAAAUGUGCACUUAAAACUUCAGCUGCAUCAGAUGUUUGGGCAGUGCAUUUUUCUCAAUUUUGGAUGGACUAUGAAGGAAUGAAGAGUGGGAAAGGACGGCCGAUAAGCUUUGUGGAUUCAUUCCCACUUACACUUUGGAUUUGUCAACCUAUGAGGUGUGAACAAUCACACAAAGAGCCUUUUUGCAGUCAGGACUCUCUCAACAUUCUGAAAAGUGAGUCUUGUGACCUUGCUAAUCGCCUGCAGCAUAAAAAGCGUCUGAAAGAGUAUUAUAGUACUGAGAUGGAUGCCUUCCUCACUGGUACUGAAAAUUUGUGCUCCACUAAAAGCACUUCGGAGUCUCAGUCUGCAUAUGUUGCAGACAUUCAUGUUUUACUUCAUAUUCAAAAACAUGUAAGCAUGCAGAUAAAUCAUUACCAAUAUCUUUUCUUACUUUACCUACAAGAAUCCCUUGCGUUACUCCUGGACAACUUGAGGAAGGAUGUAGAGACUGUGACAGGGAAUCCAGCAAAAGAGGCAAAUGUCUGUAUUGGGAUCUUAUUGAAAAGUGCUGACAUAGCUUUGUUGCUUCAUCCACUAGUGCAAGGAAGCAUGUGCAACCCUUCCAUUUUAGAACAAGGAGAUCCAGGGACAUCAGAUCCCUUACCCAUGGAAAACAGAGAAGCUUAUGAAUCAGAAAGCAAGCUAGUUUCUACUUCUACUACACAGAUGAACAAUCUAGAUAUUAAUAUUGUAACCAACUGUGGGUCUCUGAAUACUAAUCUUAAUCUUCUGAUAGAUCCAGUUUUAAAAUCAAAUAUUGACAUGGAUUUGCCAAGUGAAAGUUCAUUUUUGAAUGAUGCAGCAGAAAAACUUUGGAGGAAAAUGAAUGAAGAAAGCAAUAGUGGGCUUUUCAGUCGUAGUGAUUCAGGAGAAAUUUGUGAGUCAUUAAGUGACAAUUCCUUUCCUAGAGAAUUGGCUGAUAUGUCAAAUUGCAGAGAAGACCCUAUCAAAAUGCUGGUGGGCAAGGAAGAAGAGAAAAGUGGUUUCUCAAAUAACAAAAGUAAAGCAGAAUGCUCAACUGUUAGAGUCAUAGAAACUGAAACUGAUUCUGCAGGACAGUCUGAGAAGUUUGAAAAUGGCAAAGAAAAAUUGAACACAGCAAAAAUGCUUGCAUUUCAGUCUUCAUUAAGUGGAAAGCCUAAGGAAUCGUGCCAGUCCAAUCUCCCUGCAUUCUCUGUUUCUUAUAAGAACAUGAAGAAAAGUCCAUCACAAGCCUCUUUGGAUACCAUUUCUACUGACAGUAUCUUUGAGGAGCACUACUUGGAAAGUGAUGGAAGUGACAGCCAAAGCUUUUUGGAAAAAGCUAUCUUAUCCACUAAACCAGUGGAAAAUAUGCGUGAUGAAGGCACAGAGAAUGAGAAUUAUGGUGAAUCAUCUCCAGAUGUCCUCAGUGCCAAUUCAGAGUGUACUCAGGAUGCUAGUGAAGAAAUGAUGUCAGUGGUAGUUUUUAAAAUAUUUGGUAUUAAUGGUGAAAUCGACAUCAGAGGUGAAGACACAGAAGUUUGCCUUCAGAUAAAUCAUGUUUUACCAAAUCAGCUGGGCAAUAUCAGUGUUCGGCAUUAUCUCUGCAACCGAACAGCAGGUUCAGAUCCUAAAUGUGCAGCUGGGCCAAUUAAACCAACUCCUGAAGUAAGACUAAGGUGGGAAGGUGGACCCAGUGCUUUAAUACAUUCAUUGCAAUCUGAAAAAACUGGGUUUCUACAAUGUCAUGUAGAAGAUUUUACUGGUGACUUCCUAACUUCUUCACUUAUGAACAUUCAACGUUUCUUUGAAGACGAAAUGCUUGCAGAAGUGAUGCCUAUGAAUGUAAAAAUUUCUAACACAAAAAUCAACAUAAAAGAUGAUAGUCCUCGUGAUAGUUUGUCUGCUCCUGAAUCAGUCCCAGUAACUGUGUAUAUUGAUCUGCUUAUGAUAGAGAGGAAAGAUGAUGGCUCGUUUUACAUUACAGGUAGAACUUUUCUUCCCUUCCCCAUAUUUAAUACUGGCAACAUUCAAAAAAAGUGGUUCCCAAAGUGGGCGAUACCACCUCCUAGGGGGCUGUGGGACGACUUAGGGGGCGCUAAGAGGCAACUUAUAGAAGAAAAUGAAUGUCUAAAACAGGAAUUAGCCAAAGCCAAGAUGGCCCUUGCUGAAGCUCAUUUGGAAAAAGAUACCUUGCUUCACCAUAUUAAAAAAAUGAAUAAUGAAAAAUGUUAGCAGACCCUAUACAUUAAUGUGAAAGAAGAAGGGACAUAUUUUAUAUUAAUUUUUGUUUAUGGAACUGAACUCAGAGCAACAUUUCUGCAAAAAAUGCACUUGUAAAAAGGGAUAAGAAAUUUAGAUUUUUUUCUUUUUAAACUCUUUUAAGUUGCACUGAUGUGAAGAAGAACAAUUGCUAUUAUACAUCAUUAACUUGUGAAAUAACAGGUAAAUGAAUAAAAUAUUCCUUUGUCACUGAUAGGAUAAUUUCAUUUUCAUUUGUGAAGAUAAAAAAUCUUUGUUACAACAAAAGGACUGUUCAAAAGAUAUUAAAUUUACACUACACAUAAAAUGAUCUAUUAUGAAAAUGUGUAAUUGUCUUGCAGAAAUAGUUCAGGCGCCAACAAGAUGUUCUUAAAAAUUAGCACCUUCAAAUCUCAAAAUGUAUAACUAUAGCAUGGGAAAGGAUAAUAUGGUGAUGUAUGUUGGGAAAAAUUGGAAAUUGCACAAUCAGUUGGACAACGAUUUCUUAUUAGUUCACAGAAUAAUAGGGUUGUUAGAUCUGAGCUCUUUUCGAGGAUCAUUAAUCAUUUUUUUUGCUUUGACUAUGAAUCUCAGCCAUUUUUAGAAACUUUUACAUUUUUAACAGUUGAAUGUUCUUUUGUAAAUUAACAUCGCUGUAUAUUAAUAUGCUUGAAAACAGUUAUUUGAAUUUGUAACACUUUAACAAAAUGUAAAGUUGCAUUUUUUAUCACAGAUUAUGUGUAAAAAUUAAACUUUAAAUUUUUAGUUUAAAAAUUGUUGUAAAUAAGUAAAGUACACCAAUCUGUGCAAAAGAUUCCUAAAUUUUUAAAAUAACAACUAAAUCCCUGACAGAACACAUAUCAGGAUGAUAAUAGUAUAUAGGCUAUUCAGUGAUCUUUCUCGAUCAUUACUUGAAAAUAUUGUGAGGGGUAUGUAUUUGCUAUACUUGAACUGUAAAAUAAUUCAGGGAAUGAUUGAUUUCUUUUUUAAAGUAAAAAUAAGAGACCAAACAAUUAAAAUCUGAUGACUGAGUUUUGCAAAGAGGACACAUCAAGAUGUCCAACUUAUGUAAAACAAUUAUAUAUGCCUUUAUUUUAAAACAUAAGUCUUGAUUUUAUGAAGAUCAGCAUAUUUUUCAUCUCCUAUUCCUUUCAAUUGAAAUUAUAAUUUAUCUUUAUUUCUUCCUAAAUAUUAUCUCACUAUUUCUCUAUGCUUUCUUCUGCCACUUUAAUUAGUUUAUCAGAAACAAAGUUAUAUUUCUCCAAAUCUACAAAAUACUUGACUAAAUGGUAAGUUAUUUUCCAGAUUACUUUUGGACAGGUUAUUUAUGCACAGUCCAUUUUAAAAGACUAUACAUAACUAACUACCAUUUAACUUGAUAUUAAGAUUCAUUUAGCUUCCUGCAGCUUUAUUUCUAAGUAGGCUAUAUGUAAAAUUAUAUUACAAAAUAAAUAUAUACAGGUAGUCCUUGGUCAAUAAUAACAAUUGGGACUAGAAUUUCUAAAGCUAGCCAAUGCAGUCAUAAAGUGUGUUGUGACUAUACCGCUUAGAGAUAGCAGCACUGGCACUUCCUGUUGCCAAUGUUAAGCAAAUUCCACAAUGUUACAUAUUUGUGACUUGAGGGCUUCCCCAUUCACUGUGCUCGUAAGAAGCCAGGAAAGAAGCUGAACAAUCAGAUCAAAUGACAUGACUGUGGGUACACUGCCGAGCUGGAAUUUGAAGGACUAGUUGUAAGUACCAUUUGUUUAGCACCAUUGUAAGAUGUGUAAGCACUGUAAGGUGGAAAUUGCUUGAAAUUGAUACUGUUGUUCCCUUAUUUCAUGCUUGUCAUACUACCAUACUAACGGUUUGGUCAAAAAAUAAUAGAAUUUGGUUUUGUUCUUGUUUGAAUUCACUGAACAAAUCCAGUAUUGUAAGCCUUGCCAGGUAGACCAGACAGCAAACAUAACCAGAUCAACUAAUUCUACUUUACUGUAAAGCUACAUGAACAGAAACUUGUAAAUCUGAAAGUACAAUUCGGCCACUGUCUCCUUUAUAGUCCAAGAACUUAGAUUUCCUUCUGAGUUUCUUGCUCCACCCCACUUUGCAGCUGUGGGCUAUAUUGUCUCUUAUCUAAUUGUUCCCUAAGCUGCAUCUCUUCACCCAGUCUCCCGAAGAUCUUUUCCACAGAACAUUAGAAGCUACUAUUUUACUCACUUUGCUGUUCUUUAUAAGAAAAAGAUUUUUGAGUUAACAAUUUUUAAAGCACAGAAUUGUCAUUUUAAAGCAAAGAAUAAUUUCAUUUUCUGAUUCAGUUUUUUUUAAAAAACCAGUUAUUGGUGCUGUGAAAAAGAAUCGUUCAAAUACUAAAAUUAAAAACUGUUAUUAAGAUAUUCCUAUGAAUGAAUUAAGGCCUCUUACUUCAUGCUUCCCAGUUGGUAUGGAAGAAGUGGGUUGGACUUUGCAUGAUCAUAUCAUCUUUCUGUCAUUUAUUGCAACAUGCAUUUUUUCAGGCUUUAGUACAUGCCUGAAAAAGAAAUGUUGCUGCUGAAAUGAAUCACAUAAUUAAAGCAGUAUGUAUUUAAUGAGA